This is a messenger RNA of Ilyonectria robusta, 876 nucleotides long. Its product is annotated as RTA1 like protein-domain-containing protein. The transcript has 3 exons. The record is from RefSeq and is a predicted model, not a curated record. Gene Ontology annotation, cellular component: membrane. Bases 1 to 876 code for a protein of 291 amino acids. Lineage: Eukaryota; Fungi; Ascomycota; Sordariomycetes; Hypocreales; Nectriaceae.
AUGUAUCUUUUCGAUCGAGAGGGACAAGCUCCGGAGGAAGGAGCAGGAGCAGUGUUCAAACUCUACCACUACGACCCAACGAUAGCGGGCGGCGUGGUCUUCGUGCUUCUGUUCACGGGCACCACACUUUUGCAUUUUUGGCAGCUCAUUCAUGCACGAUCCUGGUUCCUUAUCCCUAUGGCGAUUGGCGGUCUCUUCGAGAUCAUCGGAUACGCAGCUCGGUGUAAGUCCGGUAACGAGAGUCCAGAUUGGACUCUUGGCCCCUAUAUCAUGCAGGCAAUUCUUUUGCUUGUGGCACCGGCGCUCUUCGCUGCGACGAUCUACAUGGAACUCGGCCGAAUCAUUACUAUGGUGGACGGAGAAGGUCAUACCUUGAUACCUAAGAAGUGGAUGACAAAAAUCUUUGUCAUUGGUGACGUCGUUUCCUUCUUUCUGCAAGGAGGAGGAUCUUUGGCAGCCCUGCAAAACGGUGCCAAAGUAAUCAUCGGAGGACUCUUUGUCCAGCUUAUAUGUUUUGGUGUCUUCAUUUGUAUCGCCGUCGCCUUCCAUCGAUCUAUUCUGGCAUCCCCAACCAGUCGCUCUAAGAGGAUUCCUUGGAAGAAGCACAUGAUGGCGCUGUACGUCGGUAGCAUGCUCAUCAUGGUGCGAUCCAUAUUUCGGGCUAUCGAGUACCUACAAGGCUUUGAUGGGUAUCUACUGAGGCACGAACUGUACUUGUAUGUUUUUGACGCUCUUCUGAUGUUCUCUGUUAUGGUGCUCUUCAACUGGGUACAUCCGGCUGAGAUAACGGCCAUCCUGAAAGGGAGGGAUAUGGGAUCUGGCUGGAAGAUGGAUGCGGUUCCAAACUCUCAUCGCCGCUUACGGUCGGAAGCCUAA